This is a messenger RNA of Bacillus rossius redtenbacheri, 13250 nucleotides long. Its product is annotated as trichohyalin-like. The transcript has 20 exons. Bases 711 to 7472 code for a protein of 2253 amino acids. Gene Ontology annotation, molecular function: structural constituent of presynaptic active zone. Lineage: Eukaryota; Metazoa; Arthropoda; Insecta; Phasmatodea; Bacillidae. Gene Ontology annotation, cellular component: cytoskeleton of presynaptic active zone. The record is from RefSeq and is a predicted model, not a curated record. Gene Ontology annotation, biological process: regulation of synaptic plasticity; neuromuscular synaptic transmission; maintenance of presynaptic active zone structure.
AGUAAUCUCUCGUCGUUCAUUGAUUAUUCUUAUUAUUGUUACUACAGCUGUGUGUACGUAAAAUUACUAGCGAAAUGUGUGUGACGGCAAGUAGUUCAAGGAAAGUUUGUGCUAGGGUAUAGUUUAUGCGUGCCGUUUAAUUUUUUGUUUUGUUUUUCGCCCUAAUUAAAAAUAGCCAUGAGAACGUCAUUGUGUUUGCAUGAUUUUGCUGGCGAUAGUUUUCGCGCGUGACAUGGAAACAAAGCUUGGUGCUUUUUCUUGAACAAAAUAUAUUGUACCUGCUUUGCUAGCCGCUUCGGCCGAGCUCUAACGGAAUCGAUACUGCCGUCGCGAUGGUUGCUAUGAUGUCGGCGCGAGCAGCGUAGAACGGUCGCGCGGCGGUUCCAGUUGCGAGUGCGUGAAGAGGCGCCACCAAUGCUGCGUGUGACGGCGGAGUACUAAAGUUAGUCGAACGGGGAAGGGAAGGGAAGGGAAGGAAGGGUCUUCAUUGAUCAGGCGAGGCCGGGUCGGGCUUUCAGCGUGCAGUCCAGCGCUGGCGGGCGAUGAGCGAGUGAAAGAGGGCUAGCCAAGGCUACACCGCGCGCGCUUAGAUGUGUCGUCGGCGGUGACCCCCGGAGUGUCGAGAUGCUGCCGGAGGCGGCGGCCAAGACCAUCACACGCAGCAGCGGCGGCAGUGGGCGGAGAAGCGGGGCCGUAGCAGCAGCAGUGCCAUGUCUCGCGACCCUUACGCCGCCUCCAGCCUAAGCGGCAGUCGGUCUCCGCGCGGCGCCCGACGGGGCGAGCUACCCACGGUGGACAGGUCGCCGUCCAGGGCCUACCCGCGGGGCAGCCCGGUGGGGGGCAGAAAGGCCGGCGGCCGCCCCUCGCGCUCGGGCAACACUUCGCCCGAUCAUGCCGGGGGCGGCUACUACGGCGGCGGCGGCGGCGGGCAGCACCACAUGGGCUCGCCGUACUACCGCGACGAGGAGUUAGGAAGCCCGGUGAUGAUGGACGAUCGGGGGCGGUCGCUGGGCGGCGGCGGGCACCACCGGUCGCGCAGCGCCAGCCGGCCGGUCGCCUCCGCCGGGGGCGGCACCGUGUCGUCGCGCUACCAGUCGCUGGACCGGGCCACCGCCGGCGACCCCGACCGCGAGUUCAUGCCCAUCAGGGAGCCGCGGGAGCGGUCUCUGGACCGCGGGGGGCGGGACAGGUCGCUGGAGCGAGGCGGGGGCGGCAUGUACGUGGAGGACGAGCUGUACGGGGGCGGGCGCUCGGCGCGGCAGUCCCCGAACCCGCACCUGAUGGCGGCCGGGGGCAGGGACCCGGCCAACUCGUACAUCUCGGAGCUGCAGCAGCAGAACAACGACCUGCAGCGCGAGCUGGGGCAGUUCAAGCGCGAGCUGGAGCUCACCAACCAGAAGCUGGGCUCCAGCAUGCACAGCAUCAAGACCUUCUGGAGCCCCGAGCUCAAGAAGGAGCGAGCCCUGCGCAAGGAGGAGUCGGCCAAGUACAGCCUCAUCAACGACCAGCUCAAGCUGCUCAACUCGGAGAACCAGAAGCAGGCGAUGCUGGUGCGGCAGCUGGAGGAGGAGCUACGCAUGCUGCGCAUGCGCAACCCGAGCAUCGAGGUGCAGCAGCAGAUGGAGGCGCUGUUCGCCGAGAACGAGCACCUGACGCGCGAGAUCGCCAUCUUGCGGGAGACAAUCAAGGAGCUGGAGCUGAGGAUAGAGACGCAGAAACAGACACUCCAGGCUCGAGAUGAGAGCAUAAAGAAGCUGCUGGAAAUGCUACAGAACAAGGGUGUCGGUGGUAAAAUGCUAGACGAAGAGAGACUGGAGUUAGAAGCCAGACUGAUUGAGAGUGAGGCUAGGAUACGCCACUAUGAGUCAUUGUUGAGAGAGCGGGACCUGGAGGUCUCAAAGGGCAAGCGAGAGCUAAAGGCCACCAAUGAGACUCUUAGAGCCCUGCAGAUGCAGUUAGAGAAAGCGUUGCACACCCAAAAUUCCACCGUCGGCCCCUGUAACAGUACCUUGACCGCCAUUCUGGAAACAAAGGACGCUCGCAUUGCAACGCUGGAGAAGGAGGUUGCGCUCUUGGAGCAAGAGCUGGAUAGGAUCCGCUCCGCGUGUGAAUAUGCGAGCUGCCGUAUACCUUCUCCCAUGCCUGAGCCGCAGGACCAUAAGCACGAUUAUGGCUAUAAGCGGCAACUGGAGGAGUUCCGCGCGGAGAUCCAGCGCCGCGACCAGGAGAUCCUGGCCAUGAGCGCCAAGAUGAAGACCCUGGAGGAGCAGCACCAGGACUACCAGCGCCACAUCGCCGUGCUGAAGGAGUCGCUGUGCGCCAAGGAGGAGCACUACAACAUGCUGCAGGCCGACGUGGAGGAACUGCGGCAGCGGCUGGAGGAGAAGAACCGCCAGAUCGAGAAGAAGACCCUGACGGCGACGCAGGCGACGCAGGAGCGCAACCGCCUGAACAACGAGCUGAACGAGAUGAGGGACCACAUGGACAUCAAGGACCGCAAGAUCAACGUGCUGCAGCGCAAGAUCGAGAACCUGGAGGACCUGCUGAAGGAGAAGGACAACCAGGUGGACAUGGCGCGCGCGCGCCUCAACGCCAUCCAGGCGCACCACUGCAGCUCGGAGGGCGCGCUGUCCAGCCUGGAGGAGGCCAUCGGCGACAAGGAGAAGCAGAUGGCGCAGCUGCGCGAGCAGCGGGACCGCGCGGAGCAGGACAAGGCGGAGGAGCGCGAGCUGCACGAGCGCGAGGUCGCCGAGUACAAGAUGAAGCUGCACGCCACGGAGAGCGAGGUGGAGAAGCUGGCGGCGCGGCUGGAGCGCGCGCAGGCCGAGAAGGACCGGCUGGAGGCGAAGCUGGAGAGCUCGCAGUCGGAGCUGGGCAAGUCCAAGGCGGAGCUGGACAAGGCGGCCAGCGAGGUGGGGCGCAGCGGGGCCGACUGGGAGGCGGCGAAGCAGCGCCUCGCGCGGCUGGAGCUGGAGAACGAGCGGCUCAGGCACGACCUGGAGCGCUCGCAGACCACGUUCGGCCGUAGCACGCUCACCACCUCGCAGGAGCUGGACCGCAUACAGGAGCGCGCGGAGAAGGCGUCGGCGGAGCUGCGGCGCGCCCAGGCCGAGCUGCGCGUCACCCAGGCCGAGAACGAGCGCGCGCACGCCGAGGCGGCGGGGCUGCAGGAGAAGGUGGAGAAGUCCCAGGGCGAGGUGUACCGGCUCAAGGCCCGGCUGGAGAACGCCCAGGCCGAGCGCGAGAGCUUGCGGGAGGAGUACGACCGCGCCCAGUCGGCGGUGGCCCGCCUGCACGCCGAGCGGGACAAGAUGGCGGCCGAGCUGGAGAAAUCCAAAGAAGAGCUGGAGAGAACGCAAGCGACUUUAGGCAAAGCGCAACUGCAGCAGGAUAAAUUACAGAGUGCUCUCGAUAAAGCUCAAAGUGAAGUUGAUAAACUCCAGGAAAGAUUUGACAAGGGCCAGGCCGAAAUCAGACGGCUCCAGAUGGAGAAGGAGAAGCAGAACUACGACUUCGAGAACAUCCAGUCGCAGCUGGACAAGGCCCUGGGGCAGGCCACGCGGCUGCAGAAGGAGCGCGAGGGCGUGCAGUUGGAGGCGGACCGGCUGCGCGACAAGUACGAGAAGGCUCAGAUUUUGAUCACACGGCUGCAGAAGGAGAAAGACGGCUUCCAGGAGGAAUGUGAGAAGCUGCAUGAGCGGAACGAAGUGUUCCAGAGCCAAGUGUCGAAGGCCCAGCGCGAACGCGACAACAUGCAAACAGAGCUCGAUGUGAUCAAAGAGAGGUGGGAGAAGACACAGCUGUUGCACCAGAAGCUACAGAUUGAAAGAGAUGAGACCCUCACCGAACUUGAAAUUUUGAAAGACAAGUUAGAGAAAACACAAAUGACUACGCAAAAGGCAAUAGAAGAAAAAGAGACAGCCAACAAAGAAUUUGAAAGAAUGCUCGAGAAGUACGACAGGUCGCAAGGAGAGGUGUACCGCAUGCAGAACAAGCUGGAGACGGCGGAGACGGAGAAGGACCGGCUGGAGAUGGAGGUGGAGAAGGCGCAGCUGCUGGCGACCAAGGCCCGCGAGGAGCAGCGCAAACUGCAGGACGAGCUGCAGAGAGUGCAGGAGAUGUACGAGCGGGCAGCGCUGCAGCUCGGCCGCACCAAGGAGAACGAGGAGAAGUUCAAGGAGGAGAUGGACCGCAUCACGGUGGACCUGGACAUGGUGCGGGAGCGCUACGAGAAGACGCAGAUAGAGAUGCGCCGGCUGCAGGCGGACCGGGAGAAGCUGCAGGCGGAGAACGAGCGGCUGGGCUUCGAGCUGGAGCGGGCGCACUCGCAGUGCAACAAGGCCCAGAUGGGCAGCGAGAAGUGCCAGGAGGAGAUGGCGCGGCUGCAGGUGGAGCUGGAGAAGAUGUACGACAAGCACGACAAGGCCAGCACGGAGCUGCGCAAGGCGGUGCCUGAGAUAGACAGGUACCGGGCGGAGGCCGAGGGACUGCGGGAGGAGGCGGAGCGGUACGCUGCCCGCAUGGGCAAGUACCAGGACACCCAGGAACGCUCCAAGGAGGAGCAGGACAGGCUGAAGGUGGAGAUGGACCGCCUGCGCGAACGGCUGGAGAAGAUGUCUGCGGAGCUGGAACGCGCUCGCAAGGCGGAGCAAGAUGCAGUGAGACUUCGAGUGGAGCUGGAGCGUGCGGAGGGCGUGCGAGGUAAAUACCAGUUUGAACAGGAAAAGUGGUCGUCGGAGAAUGUUCGCCUCCAGUCGGAGUGCGACAAGUUGCGGGAGAAGGUGGACCAGGGUCAGCUGGAGUUGCAGAGGACUCUGGUGGCCAACGAGAAGCAAGAAGAACGUCUGCACGAGUUGCAGUUGGAGCUGGAACUGAGUCGCGCCGAGGUUAGCAAGCUCACGGGCUUGCAGGAGAAGCAACAGGUUGAAAUAGAGAGACUUCACAUCGAAUGCGAAAAGGUCCGCGAUAGGUACGAAAAGCUGCAACUUCGAACGGAGUCUUCUGAGAAGGAAGUGGAGCGCUUGAGGAUUGAGUUGGCUCAGACAGAGCGCAGUGCUGCUGCUGGAGAGAAAACACGCUCCGAGGUGGAACGUGUCAGCGUGGAGAUGGAGAAACUACGGGAAAAGUUGGAACGAGCACAGUCGGAGCUGAACAGGACUCAUCAGUCACGGGAACAGGCAGAGAUGGACGUUGCAAGGUUGUCGAGAGAACUCGAGAAGUCGCAGGUCCAUCUCGGGAAGUACCAAGAAAACAAUGAAGCUGCAAGAAUUGAAUUCGAACGAAUGGCUACCGAGCUAACCAGGCUACACGAGAAACUCGAGCAGUCGCAAGCAGAACUGCAAAGGUCCCACGAGGAGCGAGAUAGGCUGGGGAAAGAACUAGAGCAGAUGAAGUUGGCCAUGGAGCAACAACUUCACGGUAGGCAGGACUUCGACAAGCGACUCCAAGAGGAAAACGUGCGCCUGCAACAGGAGCUGGCCCAAGCGGGCAGGGACCGCGACAAGAUGUCGUCCAUUCUGGAGAAGAGAGAGAAGCAGUCGGAGAAAGUGGAGAAGCAGGUGGCCAAGCUGGAGGCGGAGGUGAACCAGCUCUCGCUGGAGCGAGACCAGCUGGUGAUGCAGCUGGAGAAGUCUCAGGACAUGCUGAUGAACUUCCAGCAGGAGUUGCAGCAGUCCGAGGCGGAGCUGGAGCGGGAGCGGGAGGACAACCGGCGCCUGAAGGGCGAGCAGAGGCGCUUGGCGCAGGACUCGGAGCGCGGCGACCAGCGCGAGAUCUCCAAGCUGCAGCAGCAGGCGCAGGCGCUGAGCCGGGACCUCGAGCGAGAGCAGCAGCGCGCGGAGAGGGCGGAGGCUCGCGCGCAGGAGGCGGACCGGCUGCGCAAGGUCGCGGAGGCGGAGAGGGCCCGGGCCGACGCAGCCGAGCGCACGGUCGGCGAGCUGCAGAGGAGAGUGCAGGCGGUAGAGAAGCAGCUGCAGCAGCAAGUGGGCUCGAGCGACCAAGUGAACGCGCUGAGCGAGGAAGUGAACAAGCUGCGCGCCGACUUAAAGAGCGCGGCAGUUGAGAGAGAGCGCUUCCAGGCGCAGCUCGAGAUGCUAGUCAGCGAACUGGAGAAGAACCAGUUGGACCUACACGAAGCGAACCGGAAACUAGCGAACGGCGCGAUGAAAGCUGGCGAAGAAACUACCGCUCUUAAGAUGCAGUUGGAAGAGCAGAAAAAGCAACUAGAGGAUCAGAGACGCAAGCUGGAUGAACAUAAAAAAGGUUUAGAUAGUAGAAGUAGGAUGUUAGAUGAGAAGGAGAAAUCCAUAGCUGAAGCAGAUUUGAAGCUCAAGAAGAGGAAAGAAAAACUAGACCAAUUAGAAGCACAGAUACAAAAAGGGGGCGGCGGGCCGGGCGGGGACCCGGAGCUGCGCCGGCGGCUGGCGGAGAUGGAGCGGCUGGUGGAGGGGCAGGAGAAGGAGCUGGAGAGGGCGCGCGACGACAGCCAGCGCUCGCAGGUGGAGAUGGAGCGGCUGCUGCAGCUCGUGCAGAUGAGCCAGGAGGAGCAGAACACCAAGGAGAAGCAGAUACGCGACCUCCAAGAAGCCUUAAAGAAUGCCCAAGCAAAGAUGAAAAGCCAACAAACUGCCAACGCACAAAUGGAAGAAUCGCGCAGACGAGAUGAGCAGCAGGCAGAGGAGCGGGUGCUGGAGCUGGAGCAGGACGUGAGCGACCUGCGCGAGGCGCUGCUGGACCACAGCAAGGCGAGCGGCGCGCGCACGGCCGAGCUGGAGGCGGAGGUGGGCGCGCUGGAGGCCGCGCUGGAGCGGCACGGCCGGCUGGACGAGCUGGAGGAGCUGGUGGGCGUGGUGCGGCUCAAGGACGAGCGCAUCGAGGAGCUGGAGGAGGCGCUGCGCGAGAGCGUACGCAUCACGGCCGGCCGCGAGCGGCUGCUGCUGCAGGAGGAGGACCGCAGGAAGCAGAUCAUGGAGAAGGUUGGCAAGCUGGAGCAGCGGCUGCUCUCGCUGCAGACGGCCCACGCCCUGCGCUGCAGCACGUGCCGCCCGCUGCUCGGCCGGGUGCAGGACCUGGAGCGCCGUCUCGCGAGGCUGCUGGCCGAGAGGCGCGACCACCUGCGGGACCUCACCAGCAUGAAGCAGGAGGCGCUGGAGGCUGCCAUCAGCGAGAAGGACGCACACCUCGCGCUGCUGGAGGUGUCGGGCAUCAGGACGGCCAAGCAGGCGGAGCAGGCCGACCAACUGCGGGCCGACCGCCGUCGCCUCACCGACAAGCUCAAGGAAGAGAACGAGCACAGCGUGCGACUGCUGCAGGAGUACGCUCACCUCGACCCCCCUCCGCACAGCCCCAUGUUCCCCGCCGACGAGGAAGUCGAGGCGGGCCCGUGCGCCCAGAACGGACACGACGUCCAACAUUCCGAGAUUCAACCAGACAGUCUUGAAGCUUCAAGCCCUGAUGCUGCAGCGUCGUCAUGAACCGGCCAGUGUCUGCGUCCCCUGCGGUCCGGGUCCAGUGACUCGCAGUGGUGCAAACCGCUACAGCCUCCGUCGAGCCCGCGUCGAGCCAGUUCCUCCCCGUUCACAAGCACUGCCAUUCGUUCAAAACCGUGAAUAAACUAACACAAAUUCCACAAAAUAUGUGGUGUGCUGCCUUGAUACUCUAGUGUCUGUGCUCUAUUUUGGACUUCUUGCAUUGGGAAUUUUGUUUGUUAGCUAUCGAUGACAUUUUAGUGCUGUGAAUCAGUUUUGCUUUGUAUUUUUUUUACAACACAAACACUGUUGCUGCUAUGUCUAGAAAAUGACCAGCUCGUUGGUAGAAAUGAAAGUGAAAAUACUUCUCUUGAAAACAAUACUUUUUUUGUGUGCUCUAGUCUGUUGGUGCGUGAAUAAGGUGGUGAUGCUCAGAAAUGCUGAAGUAACAACUGACUUAUUCUGGGAGAAAUACCAGCCCUUGUGGGAGAAGGGGAAAUAAAAUAGAAAUAUUGAGUUCAUUAAAGUGAAGAAGGAAGGUGCAGCAAUGACAAUAAAAAAAUAUAAUUUUCUGUGAAAAGUGACCUCUUCUUCUCAAGUUUUAAUGUCUUCCUGUGUCGGAAGGUGUGUGACUGUAGACGGAAACAGAAAGCAAUGUUGUGGUCUUGCUUUUUUUUGCCGUUACUCGUCUUGGUGCAUACACAGUUUUAGAUCUCUUUGGUCAUUUCCAAAAGUCAGAACUUGCUUGAAUCAAGUAUGUUGCUUCUUGGUGGCUACAUUGGCUCGUGGUAGUUGGUGUUGUAGGAUGUUCGUUGUCCCUCCUUACCAUCACAUUGAAAGUUAAAGGCUUCUUUUCUCUAUAUGUGUUGUAGGGACCAUGGUUAAAAACUCAAAACAUGUUGAUCACAGUUUAAAUGAGGAUGAACAAUACGUAUGUGUAUUUUCUCUUUUGUGUUACCUGCAUCCUCGUUCGCUUACUGUUUAGAUAAAAGCAAGGAGUAGUAAAUAAGAUGUGUUUUGAAUUGAUUCUUAUAGUAUGUAUAUAGGAACAAUAAGUGUUAGUGUUUAUUUUGUAUUAUGUCUUUACUAAGUUCCUUUAAGCAUCUCCACUUUCUAAUAUAUGUUUUUUGAACAAAUGUUCCUACCUUUAUGGUUACAUUUAAAUCAAUUGUAAUCAUUGUUUUCAAAUACUUAAAUAUGAAAGAACCAAAUCUCUAAUUGAAGUGUGUUAUAGAUUGCUAAAGGAUUUUUUGUUUAAAAUAUGUGAGUGAUAAAUGUAACAAAUUUUAUUUUGUAGUAAUAGAUAACUAAUGUGUGGUUACAAAUUAGUAUGAAUAACCCAAAGAGAAUUCAAUUAAUAACCUCUUGGAAGAACGUGGAGGAAUCGCACAUCUGAGACAUACCUGUUUCAGGGGCAUUUUAUGCAUUUUUCAUUAUGCAUCGUCCACAUAGCUUUAACAUGUUACAUCUGUGAAAAUUUAAUUUUAAAAGUUGUGUUGAAUGAAUGUUAAAUGUGCUGUUGGCAUUAACUGUUAACUACCAAAGUUUGUAUAAAAUACAUCUGUCAUGAUGGUUUCGAGUUAACCAAACAUUCAACUCAGAUGUAUACUUAAGGUGACUCAAGAAGCUAAGUUUGUGCAUCAAGAUGUGUUGGACACAGCCAAGUGCCAUUUUAGAGUAAAUGUAAGAGUGAUGUGUGUUUGUGUGUCGUCAUUUGUACAAAAUGUUGGUUUAGGCAUCUCAGGCAUUACGUUUUGAGAAUGCGAUUUGGGGUGGGUGUUGUAGACAUGUGUGGAUUACACGUAAACCCUGAUUAGAUUUAGUUACAAUGGUUGUAUUGGUUAGGAAGAAAUACCAUAAAACAGUAACAGAAAAUGUCAAGAAUUUCACUGUUAGUUCGCAAACAUAUUUACAUUGUAAUCUGAAUUUUUAGAUGUCCAGGUAACCAAAACUUGGUACACGCAACUGCAUUUCUGUUGUUUCUUUUUAGAAUCACAAAUGUUUGUGCCAUACCGGAAAGUUUUGUCAGAAAUCAUUGAAAACCUCCACUGGAAGAGAAAUUGUACCAUUGUCAGCCUUAUAAAAGUGUUCUUCACAACUUUUGCAGCUCUUGUCAUUAAGUCAGCCGUGUGUUUUGAGUUCUCCGGAUGGAACGUGUGCGGACUGCGACCGGUCGCGAUGCCACCCAUCCCAGCGAGAGGCGUGCCUGAGUUCCACACGAGUGUAUGUGCCGUGCGUCGCAGCCCUACUGCCAUUCUUUGUGCCAUUAUCAGUUGGUGACUUGUGCGCUGUAGUUCACAGAGACUUGUUUCCAAGCCUCUGCGAAGUCACCAGGAAACGUGAACCGUCGCUCUCGAACCAGGGAGGUGCGCCAGUAGAAACACACUAGUGUGUGUGAUUAUGCUUUCAGAGAGUGCUCAGUGGAGCUUGCCUGUGCUACUUCCUAGGUGCAUACUUUGUGUUUCACUUUAUGACAAACUAAUGCAGGUUUGGCUAAAUGUUUGUGGAAUUUGACUGCCUUGUCACCGUGCGAACAUCUGGUGUUUAUUAAAUUAGUUUUUUUCUUUAAUCUUGCUAGGUUUCUUUGUCUAUGUGUGUGUGCUUUUUUUUUAGCAAUAUAUAUUCAGUCAGUUCAAUAUAUGUGUAUGAAAGAUAACUGCAGUUAGUUUAUAUUUUUUAAAAAAAAUGUAUCAUUUAGUUUUUAAAUUGUUGUUUAGUUAACAUGGCACCAAACUUUGAUAAAAGUUAUAAAGGAAGCUACUCUUUUUCUUUAAGAUAUGUUGAGCAUUCUUUUUUAUCUCUAACUAAAGUACCUCUAAUAUUGCUCGUGACGUUAGUUGAGCUGAGCAUCUUGGAGACUACCAUAACUGGCACGUGUCAAGUAAACUGCACUCACUGUGUAUUUUAACUUCGAAUUCUUUUUUUCUUUUUUCUGUGGGGAACAAAACAACUCCUUGGCUGGUUUCAAACUUUAAUAUUAUCAUUGAUCACUUUCUGAAAUCAUAAUAUCUUAAUAUCAGAUGCUCUCUUAGUAUGCUUUUGUUUGGUAAAGAUUUAAUUUGUGUGCAUAAUCUUUGUGCUGUGCACAUCUGCAAAAAUGACUACACUAAAUGGUAAAUGUGUAUUUUCAUUAAAAAGAAAUGUCACUCAUUUAAUUGUUUACAUUGGUCUUACUGAAUGCCUGUGAAGAUAAAAAGUAAAAUAAUAUGAAGAGCUACUUUUGUACCAGGAAUAAGUAACGUUUGUUUUUACAGGCGGUUUGUCUCAUCAUUCACUUUGUGACGACACCGCUCAGCUACUAACAUGUGACUUACAAAUAUCACUCCUGAGGAGACAUCUUAUAUUACACGAGAAAUAUUAUCCUGUGAGGGAAGUGAUAACUGUAGAUCAUACAGCUUUAAUUUUGAAAUGACUUUAUUUUAAUAGUUACGUAUGUACUGCCUGUAAACGUGAAUGUGUAAGUGAAACAACUUUGAAAUGAAGGCGUUACGUGUUGUUUCAGUGUUGGGGAUCUCUCAUUUAGUUUUUGAGGACUGUGAAGGAAUAAUACGCGCACAUAAUUUGUCAGUGUACAGGAAAUAUUGGUAGAGUAAAAAUAGUAUUACCCAUUCUUAAAGAACAUUGUUAUGAUGGUAGUGUUAAGAACAUAAAUAAACAUAGUUAAUAUGUUGAAUUACUGUUUACUAGUCUUUAUCAUACUGUUAAAUAUAUAUUUAACAAAAAAAUUCAUGCUUUUCACAUAUGAUAGCUGUAAAUUCUUCCUAAAAAUCACAUUGUAUCAGCAUUAAGAAUUGUGUUCAUUUUUAUUGCCUAGUCAUUAAUAUACAACUACAUAACAAUUUCUUCUUAAAAAAUUGUUUUCCUAACAUACACAGACAUGUUGAGCCAGUUUUGUAGUUAUGUUCUGGGGGAUCAGCCAGUAUAAUUAAUAUGUGUGUGUCAUUAACUGUAAGUCUUAAAUAACAGAGUUCUAAAGUAAAAUAUAAUUCUUUUAAGUAUACCUACCUAUUUAAAUUUAUGAUUUUUCUUUUAAAACAAAAUUGGAAUAUAAUUUUUUUCCUUGAUAUUUACUUGAAUACUGUCAAAUCAGUAGUUGGGAAAGAAAUAGUACUCCAAAAAAUAUGCGGGAAAGAAAUAGUACUCCAAAAAAUAUGCAAGAGUUUUGCUCAUACGAAGUUUCACUUUGUCAAAAUAAAUUUCACUCACUAUUGCAAGCCACCAGAAAGGAUAUCAUUGUAACAAAUAAAUCAUUUUCAUUCCACCAAGUUAGUUAUGGUUGCAACAGCCGUAGCUGAUUCACAUCAAAAUGAUAAUUUUUGAGAGCCCCAAUUUAGACACAGUACUUUGAACACACUAUUGCAUACUGUAUACCCUUUCGUUGUACAUCAAAAUUACCUUAAUACUGGCAUGGACCUCAUGACAUCUGUCAAUUUUCUUCAGUGUGAAACCAUGAUAGUUUUACAAUAGAAAUCUUGUGUGUAUGCUUAGAGAAAAAUUAUUUGUUAUUUUUAUUUUGAUUGCAGGUUUGGAUGGUUAUUCAAAUUCAUUCCAAGCAAAUGAUUGAACAUUGAAAUAAUUUUUUGUUUAAAAUGAUCUGUAUACGAUUCAGACCAGCAUGCAUUUGACACUCGGGAGAACCUGCCAGCUACCAAAAUAGUUCCACCCUUCUUUUUGCAUCCCACUAUAUUUCCCUUCUUUAACUAAAACUACCGUCACUUUCUCAAUAGUUACUAUAUACGCUAUAUAGCUGGCAAAUAACCACCACACAUCUUCUGAAGGGGUCAUUUAAAGUCAGCAAACAUGCAAAAGCAUAUAAAUAUAUUGUGCUCUUCCAUUGUCAAAUUUUAGAAUUUUAUUUAAUCGGGAAUCUGAAGAAAAAAAAAAAACAACACAUAAAUAUCAUAAAAAUUCCAUUAAUAAUGGGUUUAGACUUGUCACUCACUUCCUGUGUUCCGUCUGUCUUAACAGUUCACUUUGCAUCACCCAAAAACACUCUACCUUCACCGAAAUCUCUCAAACUUUUACUAACUUGGUGAGUGAGGGAGAUGAUCUCCUCUAUCCACCACCUCAGGUCUGCCACUUUCCUCUUCCUGUGUGUGUUCUUAAUGCACUUACAGAUUUGCUAGUAUUCAAGCAUGUAUCAAGAGUAGCUGGUAUUGUUUUCAAGAAUAGCAUUAAUUUGAUUAAAACUAUGAUGCAAUUCAACUCUGAUGUAUGUUAGUAAAAUUAUGAGUGAAUCAAAAAUGUCAGAAUCUGUAGAAUUAGUUAUCAUAACAUCACCAUGUAGUGUUUGUUGGUUUUGAGUUUUUCUGAAUAGUACCUAUGUAUUUAUUUUUUGGUACCAUUUGAGUUGCAAACAUAACAUAUCCCACUUCAUAUUUUUUCCUGUGAUAUCAGAUUUUUGUGUAGAUAGACAACGUUCUUUUGGGAACGAUAUUACUUACCUGACUGGUAUUACUGAAGGUUGUCUAUAAUAUUUUGUCAAAAAAUGCUAAAAGAGAGAGAAAUAUAUGAAUAUAUAUAUAAAAUUAUAUACGGUAUGGUUGUUAGCUCUUCGCAGUGUUGUUAAAACUAAUCUAUAUGUUGAAAAUGGGCAGGCUCUAGUAUUGCUUGAAGUUGUAAUGUUGACAUUCAGUUAUAAGUGGAAACUGUCUUGUAUCCAUCAGAAGGAAAAACUUAAAACAUGGAGACCAAUAUGACUCCAUCUUGCAUUGUAUGGAGUUGUAAAGAAAUUAUGUUACCUGAUGUAAAACUACAAAAAAAAAAAGUUCUGAAUGGAAACAA